AUUUGGAUGGGACGUAAUUUGGGCGCGACGGUUCCGUCCACGCCGGCUCUAGGGAGGGGGUGGUGUUCUGUGGCCGCCUCCCUGGCGGCGCUGGGGAAAUGAGCAGGUAGGAGGCCGACAGCGACCUCCGCGUCUCGGAGCGAACCGUGAGCCUCCCCGUAACGAGAGAGUUUGACUGUCAGCCAAGGUCACCGGGCCCGGCGCAGGGAAGGGGUGGGGCUCGGCUGAGCCCGCGAGACCCGCCCUGCUCGCCGCAGCCCCCGCCCCGCUAGGGCCUUAGGGUCCCGGUAUGGCGAUGGCUUUGACGGACCCGGCGCAGGUGUCUGUGACCUUUGAUGAUGUGGCUGUGACUUUCACCCAGGAGGAGUGGGGCCAGCUGGACCUAGCUCAGCGGACCCUGUACCAGGAGGUGAUGCUGGAAAACUGUGGACUCCUGGUGUCUCUGGGGUGUCCUGUUCCCAGAGCUGAGCUGAUCUACCACCUAGAGCAUGAGCAGGAGCCAUGGACCAGGAAGGAAGACCUCUCCCAAGGCACCUGUCCAGGUGACAAAGGAAAACCCAAGAGCACAGAACCUACCACCUGUGAGCUAGCCUUGUCUGAAGGAAUCUCUUUUUGGGGACAACUAACACAAGGAGCUUCAGGGGACUCCCAGCUGGGGCAACCCAAGGAUCAGGAUGGGUUUUCAGAAAUGCAGGGAGAACGCUUGAGACCAGUGUUAGAUUCCCAAAAGGAGAAGCUUCCUGGAAAAAUGAGCCCCAAACAUGAUGGUUUAGGGACAGCUGAUAGUGUGUGUUCAAGGAUUAUACAGGAUCAAGUCUCCUUAGGAGACGAUGUCCAUGACUGUGACUCACAUGGAUCAGGUAAAAAUCCAGUUAUUCAGGAAGAGGAAAAUAUCUUUAAAUGCAAUGAAUGUGAAAAAGUGUUUAACAAGAAACGCCUGCUUGCUCGGCAUGAGAGGAUUCACUCUGGAGUGAAGCCCUAUGAAUGCACAGAGUGUGGAAAAACCUUUAGCAAGAGUACAUACCUCCUGCAGCACCACAUGGUCCACACUGGGGAGAAGCCCUAUAAGUGCAUGGAGUGUGGGAAGGCUUUUAAUCGCAAGUCACACCUUACCCAGCACCAGCGGAUUCACAGUGGAGAGAAGCCUUAUAAAUGCAGUGAAUGUGGAAAGGCCUUCACCCACCGCUCCACUUUUGUCUUGCAUAACAGGAGCCACACUGGAGAAAAACCCUUUGUGUGCAAAGAGUGUGGCAAAGCCUUUCGAGACAGGCCAGGUUUCAUUCGACACUACAUCAUCCACAGUGGUGAGAAUCCCUACGAGUGCUUCGAAUGUGGCAAGGUCUUCAAACACAGAUCAUACCUCAUGUGGCACCAGCAGACUCAUACCGGGGAGAAGCCCUAUGAGUGCAGUGAAUGUGGGAAGGCCUUCUGUGAGAGCGCAGCGCUGAUUCACCACUAUGUCAUCCACACUGGAGAGAAGCCCUUUGAGUGCCUCGAGUGUGGGAAGGCUUUCAACCACCGAUCCUACCUCAAGAGGCACCAGCGGAUUCACACUGGGGAGAAGCCUUAUGUGUGUAGUGAAUGUGGAAAGGCCUUCACCCACUGCUCUACUUUCAUCUUGCAUAAAAGGGCCCACACUGGAGAAAAACCUUUCGAGUGCAAAGAGUGUGGGAAAGCCUUUAGCAACAGGGCAGACCUCAUUCGACACUUCAGCAUCCACACUGGAGAGAAGCCCUAUGAGUGCAUGGAGUGUGGAAAGGCCUUCAACCGCAGGUCAGGCCUCACAAGGCACCAGCGGAUUCAUAGUGGAGAGAAGCCCUAUGAAUGCAUCGAGUGUGGGAAAACAUUUUGCUGGAGCACAAACCUCAUUCGACACUCUAUCAUCCACACUGGAGAGAAGCCGUAUGAGUGCAGUGAAUGUGGAAAGGCCUUCAGUCGCAGCUCUUCCCUCACUCAGCAUCAAAGGAUGCAUACUGGGAGAAAUCCUAUCAGUGUAACAGAUGUGGGAAGACCUUUUACAAGUGGGCAGACCUCAGUGAACAUCCAAGAACUUUUAUUGGGGAAAAACUUUUUGAAUGUCACCACUGAGGAAAAUCUUUUGCAAGAGGAAGCAUCUUACAUGGCAUCUGAUCGUACAUACCAAAGAGAAACCCCACAAGUGUCUUCACUGUGAGAAAACCUUCUGUUGCCAAAUGUCAUUUGUCACCUAAGGAGUCAUAUUAGAAAAUUACACAGCUUAGAGCCUUAUUCUCCAUCUGAAUUCAUCCUGGAAAAACACCCAGUGGUUAUUAUGCACUUGGGAAAACCUUUAGCUCCAUCUUUCUCAUUAGUUUACAGUGCAGUGUUAUCUCAGGAAUUUUUAUAAACAGAAAGAGGUGACAUAGAAAAGAAAAUGAAAUGCAGACACUGCUUUUAUACUGUUGUCUUGUAUGUACAUUUCUGUCCUGUGUCAGGAAAGUUAGUAAGGGAAGGUCUGGAAACUUACUCAAUGUCUUUGUUCUACAACAUUGUCUCUUCUUAAGAAGCAUUGUUUUUAUGAGAAAUAAUGAAGCCUUGAGUUAUGAAAUACUUUUAUAUUUAAGGAUUAAAAGAAACAUGAAUGCGCACAUUUUAUUGUACCACUUAAUACUGUUUAGGUCUUUGAUUUUUUAAAAAAAUUCUUUUUUAAUGGGUUUUAAACACUAACACUGAGAAUUUUUCUUGAUUCCCAUCUGUUGGUUUACUUGAUUGCUAUAGCUGUAUGGUAAAUCUCAAAAUUAGGUAAUGUGAUUUCUUUUUUCUUACUAUUUUUAUUUAAAAUUCAUUUAGCAUUCCUAGUUUGACUUUCCAUAUACACUUUAGGAUUGGUUUUUCUGUUUUCCAAAUAUUCUUGCUUGGAUUUUGAUAGAAAUUGAGUUAAAUCUAUAGAUCAAUGUGUUGAAAAUUGGCAUCUUAGUCUUCCAAUUCAUGAACAUAGCCUAUCUUUUCAUUAUUUAAAUUUUCUUUGAUAUAUUUCAUUACUGUUUUAUAGUUUACACAGUAUAACUCCUGCACAUUUAAAAUAAGAAUUAUAGCUUCAUAGUUUUUUGAGUGAUUGUAAAUGGCAUUGAUAUUUAAAGUUUCAAUUUUCACAUGAUGUUGGCUAGUAUACAGAAACAUUAUUUUUUCAAUCUUAUUUUGCUGUCUUGCAACCUUCCUAAACUCAUUAUUUCUUGCCAUUUCUUUUGGGAGAAUCCUUAGGAUUUUAAAUAUAGAAAUAUCAUUUGCAAUUUGGGACAGUUUUAUUUCUUGCUUCCCAUCUGUAUACCUUUUAUUUGCUUUUCUCAUGUUAUUGUACUAGGUAGGAUUUCCAGUGUGAUGUUGAAUACGAAUAGUGACAAGUUAUCCAUGCCUCGUUCCUGAUAUUAGGGGGAAAUGUUCAGUUUCUCAUUAUUAUGAUGUUGAAAGUUGCUUCCAAAGAGUUUCUCUAUCGAGUUUAGAAAGUUUCCCUCUAUUCCUAAUUUGCUGGGAUUUUUUUGGUUAUUAUUAAUGUGUUGAAUUUUGUCAUAUGCUUUUUCUCCACCAAUUGAUUUAAUUAUGUGAUGUUACUUCUAUAGUCAGUUGAUAUGAUGUGUUACCUUGAUUUUCAAGUAUUGAACCAGCCUCACAUCUUUGUGAUAAGCCCUACUUGAUCAUGGAGUAUAAUUUUGUUUGUAUACUAUGCUACAGUAUUUCAUUUGCUAGUAUUUUGUUGAGGAAGCUUUCCUCUGAUUUCAUGAGUGAUAAUCUGUAGUUUUCUUUCUUCAACUGUUACUGUUUGGUUUUGAUGUCUAGAUGAUAACUAACCUCCUAACAUGAAUUGGAAGGAAUUCUCUUCUGUUUUUUUGGAAGAUCAUAUGUAGAAUUGGUGUUAUUUGUUCCUUUAAUGUUUGGUAGCUUUCUCCAGUGAAGAAGUGGGACCUGGAGAUUUUCCUUUUGAAUGCUUUUUAAUUAUGUAUUUAUUUUAUUUAAUAGGUAUAGAACUAUUCAGAGUAUUUCAUAUUGGAUGAAUUUUUAUAGAUUUUCUUAAGGAAGUGUUCAUUUUAUGUAAAUGUUCUAAUUUGUAGCAUUCUUUGAAAUAUUUCCUUUUAUCCUCUUGAUGGCAGCAGGAUCUGUACUUAUGUUCCUUGUUGUAUUCCUGAUAUUGGAAAUGUAUCACUUAUUGUUGUCAGUCUUUGUAGGCAUAUGUCAAUUUCAUUGGUCAUUUCAAAGAAAUAGCACUUUAUGUCACUGAUUUUUCUCCGGUCUCUGUUCUUAAUUUCACUGAUAUCUGCUCUGAUGUGUAUUGUAUCCUUUCUCCUACUUGCUCUGGUUGUAUUUGACUCAGUGGUUUCCUGAGGUGGAUGUUUAGGUUAUUGAUUUGAGGCUUUUUUUCUUUUUUAAUAUAAGCUUUAAGUUCUAUACAUUUUUCUUACACUGCUGUUAGUUUCAUCCCACAAGUCUUAAUAUGCUUUUGAUUAUCUUACUCAGUUCUAAGAUUUCCUGAUUCCUUUUGAGACAUCUUCUCUAACCCAGGAAUUAUUUAGAAGUAUAUUGUUUAAUAGUGUUUGGAGUAUUCCCUGCUAUUUGUUACUGAUUUCUAAUUUGUUUUGCAUUUGAUGUUACUGUUUAAAUUUGUUGACUUUUUUUCCUUAUGACCCAGGAUAUAGGCUGUCUUGUUUUAUAUAGCUGCUUGAAAAGAAUGUGUGUUCUCGGUCAUUUGGUGGAGUUUCUGUAAAUGUUUGUAUGAUCCUGUUAGUUGGUGGUGUUAUUUAGGUCUCCUGUAUCCUUGCUGAUUUUCUGUCUAGUAUUUCUAUCAAUUGCCAAGAGAAGGAUGUUGAAGUCCUGAGCUAUAAUUGUGGAAUUACCUUUUCCUCCUUUAAGUUCUAUCAGUUUUUGCUCCACAUAAUUUAAAGCUCUGUUGUUUGGUAUAUACACAUGUAGGUUUGCUUAGUAUUCUUGGUGUAUUGACCCUUUUAUAAUUAAGUAAUGUCCCUUUUUGCUCCUGUUAAUACUCUUAUCAAUUUUUAUCUGAUAUUUGUGUGGUCACUCUUACGUUUUGGUUAAUGCUUGCAUGAUUUAUACUUCAUCAUUUUUUUAAACCUUAUCUAUAUCACUAUAUUGGGAGUAAGUUUCUUGUGAACAGCGUAUAUUUGGGCUGUGGUUUUAUAUCCAGUUUGCGUAUCUUUUUUUUUUUUUUUUUUUUUUUUUUUUUUGAGACGGAGUUUUGUUCUUGUUGCCCAGGCUGGAGUGGAGUGGUGCGAUCUCGGCUCACUGCAACCUCCGCCUCCUGGGUUCAAGUGAUUCUCCUUCCUCAGGCUCUUGAGUAGCUGGGAUUACAGGCAUCCGCCACCAUGCCUGACUGAUUUUUUGUAUUUUUAGUAGAGAUGGAAUUUCACCAUGUUGGCCAGGCUGGUCUCGAACUCCUGACCUCAGGUGAUCUGCCCACCUCAGCCUCCCAAAGUGCUGGGAUUACAGGUAUGUGUCACUGUGUCUGGCCCCAGUUUGCAUAUUUCUGUCUUUUAUUGGUGUAUUUAGACCAUUUAAAGUUUACAAUAAUUAUGUUAGUGCUAUGUCUGCUAUUUUAUGAUUAGUUUUUUGUGUUUCCUGUUGCUUCUUUCUUGGUUUGUUUGGGUUUUUUUUUUUUGUCUUUAACAUUUUUUAGAAUUCCAUUUGAUAUAUUUGUAGUGUUUUUUAAAUAUAUUUCUUUGUAUUAAUUUUUUUAGUGGUUGCUUUAAGUAGUAUAAUGUACAUAUGUAACAUAAUUACAGUUAAUGGUAUGAAAAAUUUAGCACUUUGAUGUAUAGAAACCUUAACUUCCAUUGGUCCCUUCACCUUGCCUGUUAAUAUAAUUGUCUAAAGUAAUUCCUCUUCAAAAUUGAGCACCAUGUUGGAAAAUGUAAUUUUUGCUUCCACUGUCAAAUAUAUUUUACAAAAGUUACAGGAAGUAUUGCUUGUUGAUCUCUUUACCCAUUCCACUAUUCUUUCUUGAAAUUCUAAGCCACCUUCUAUUAACAUUUUCUUUCUGUUUGGCGAACUUGUGUAGCCUUUUUUCUAGGGUCAGUCUGCUGGUGUCUCUAAAAGUGUCUUUAUGUUCCCUUCAUUCCUGAGGGAUAUUUUUGUGGGAUAAUAGGAUUUAGGGUCUGCAGUUCUUUUAGUACUUGAGAAACAUGUUUGUUCCUUCUGUCCGCUAUGGUUUCAGAUGAGAAAUCUGUUGCCAUUUGAACCAUUGUUCCCUAGUUCAUAAUGUGCCAUUUUUAUCAACCUGCGUUCAAAGAGUUUUGUUUUUUUUGUAGUGUUCAGAAGUUUGGUUAUGAGGUGUGUGACAUGGAAUUUUUUUUGAGUGUAUCAUGUUUGGUUUUUGUUUAGCUUUUUGAUUUGUAGGUUUAUGCCCUUUGCCAAAUUUGGGAAUUUUUAACCAUUAUUUCUUGAAAUAUUUUUUCAUCCCUACUCUUUCUCCUCUCUGUGAUAUGAAUGGUAGAGCUUUUGUUACUGUCUCAGAGGUCUCUUGUGCUUUCAUGUUUACCCCCUUUUUCUGGUCUAUUUUUCCCUUUUUUUCAUAUUGGUUAAUUUCUGUUGACUUUUUUUCAGCUCACUGAUUCUUUUUUUCUGCCAUAUGCAGUCUACUGUUGAGCUUGUCCAAUGACUUUUCAUUUUGGUUUUUGUAUUUUUCAGUUAAUUUCCAUUUGUUUUGUUUUGUUUUGUUUUGUUUUGUUUUGUUUUGUUUUGUUUUGUUGAGACGGAGUCUUUGCUCUGUUGCCCAGGCUGGAGUGCAGUGGCGCGAUCUCUGCUCACUGCAGGCUCUGCCUCCCGGGUUCAUGCCAUUCUUCUGCCUCAGCCUCCUGAGUAGCUGGGACUACAGGUGCCCGCCACCAUGCCCGGCUAAUUUUUUGUAUUUUUAGUAGAGACAGGGUUUCACUGUGUUAGCCAGGAUGGUCUCGAUUUCCUGAUCUUUGAUCCACCUGCCUUGGCCUCCCGAAGUGCUGGGAUUACAGGUGUGAGCCACUGUGCCUGGCCUCCAUUUGGUUCUUUUGUACAUCUUUGAUUUCUUUGCUUAGUUUAUAAUACUAAAGGGCUCAGAAAACAGAAAAAACUAAAUUCCAGAGUCAUGGUUUUCUGGUGGUUUGUCUCAAUAUUUGAAUAGAAAUCCUAAAUUAUCUGGAGGAGUAGAAGUCCUGUAAUCUUUUAUAUUGGGCGUCUUAAAUAUUUCUGUCAACAGAUCUUAUAUCAGGGUGAUCUGCAUAUCAUUCAGAGUUACGUACUCCAUGGGAAGGUUGUAUGUAAAAUCCUCCAGCUCUGUAAGCCUUGUUAUAUCCUCAAUGGAGAAGGGGUCAUUCCUUUUCUAAGAUCACUCUUACACUUUUUUAUUAGACACACACACCCUUCCCCAACCAAACUUGUCUAAGUCCUCUGUCUUUCAUACCCUUGUUUAGUCUUUAACUUCUCCUUAUUAACCAGCUUCUUUCCCAUAAUGUGUAACUUUAGUCAGAUCUCAAGCCUUGUUUCCAACCUAUUUCACCCUUCCUUGCCUAUCAAGCUCUGGUUAUUCUUUCUUCCACACACAUGCCCUGAGUAACUAUUCUGUGCACUGUCCCCACCCCUUUACAUUUCCUUUUACUCCCCAGAUACUACUAAAUGGCUUCCACCACCGUUGCCUGACUUAAGCACGUCUCAGAAAGGUCCCUUUUGACCCCCUCACUCUCUUUUUGGACCUCCAUACUGCUAAAUCUCUGACUUGAAGGUCCUUUCCUGGCUUCUGUGAAUUCCUGGCUUUUUUCCUUUUUAGGGUCUGUGUCUUUCUUCCAUCUGUAAAACAGCUUUACUUCCCAGCAUCCAUCAUGAUCAUUGCUGUUUUCUAACUUGUCCUUCACCCCAUGACUGAGUUAAUUUGCGCUGAAGACACUUUACUCUCAAUUACCUACAGUGUUUCCCUAAAUCUGUGUCUCCAGGUUGGACGUUUCUCAUGUCGUUACCCACUGGUCAUCCUUCCACGCCUUUUCUGUAUUUGCACUCACUGAGCCUAUAUGCAUGUAUCAUGUGGCCAUGACCUUGGCCGUGGGGAUGCACCCAUAAUCAUCAUAAGAGAACACAAAUUAUUACUGUGUAUCAGACAUUGUUUUGAAUGUUUUACAUGCGUCAGCUCUUUUAACCUUUAUGACAACUCCAUAAUGUUAUUUCCCCCCUUUAACAGAUUAGAAAACUGAGGUACAGAAAGAUUAAGGAAUUUGUCAAAGAUUUCACAAUUGUGAAAUUUGGGUUUGGGGACUGGAAGCCACUGCACUGGCUUCAGAAUCCUUGUCCUUAACCACUUUAUUGCUUCUCAUAAGGUGGGUCUUUGUUUCCUGGUCACCACUUGUUUUUACUAAAAUGAGUCAAACUGUGCUCAUUUAUUUAUAAUCUACUAUUCUUAUUUGACAGUACAUCUUGGCCAUUCCUUCAAGCAAAUGAGAUAAACCAGACUCACUCUUUAAUGCCUGCAUAAGCUAUUGUGACUGUAGAAAAGACGGAGAAUGUCUGGGUUUGAGGAUAUGUGGGAGGGGUGGGGAGAAGGAGUAGAGAAGGGCUAAGGCAUGCAUGUUGUUUUAGGUGUGUUUGAGAUGCCUGAAGAACAUCAGUGUAUCCCCCUAAUUUCUGUCUUGUUACUCAAACCAGACACAUUGUGGCCAUUUCUUUUUCCUUUAUCAUUCCCACGUCCAGCCACUGCCCCAUUCCUUUUUGUUCCUUAGUAGACCCUCAAUAUAUAUGUGUGUGUUGGUAAAUGGCCAUACACAGCAGGGUAUUUUUUAUUAUAAUUUUCAGUUCCCUCAGCGCGUUUACCACAAAGCUGUGCAUAUAGGUGGCACCAUAUAUGGCGUACCUUGACCUCGAAGAGAAUCUACAUGGACUUUUAUGGACCUAUGUACACAAUUUUAGAAAUCAUAAUGAAUGAAUGCUGGAGUCCUCAAGACCCCUUCCAGAUUUCAUUUGCUAGGAAGACUCACAGGACUCAGCAUUUUGUCAUACUCAAUGGCUAUGAUUUACCACACCGAAAGAAUCCAGAGCAAACUCAGUAAAAGGCUCAAACCCAAGUCCAGAGGAAACCAGGCACAAUCUUCGAGAAUCUUAAUGAAAUCACACCGGAUGUGCUUCAUUGAAGCUCCAUCUGGGACUUAAAACAACACACAUGAGAUGUGUUCCAGGAAGUCGUCUUGAGCACCCAUUGCUCAGAGUUUAUAUUGGACUUGCUUUCUAGCACAUACCACAAUUCUAGACCUCCAGAAGAACAGGAGGUGUUCAGCGUAAGACAAUUUAGGCACACGGAGCUACUUCUCAUUACUGGGAACAAUGGGAAACUUCCCGAAACCUAAAGUACAGACUCCAGCCAAGGAUGAACCUUGCAAGAUCAAAGAAUAGCAGUCUCUGGCCUGCUCUGUUCUCUUUUUCACAGUAACUUAAAUGGAAAAAUGCUGAGUUAGCUUAAGUUUCUGUAACAAACAUUAAGCAAAUAAAAUUUUCUAUAACAGAAA
Gorilla gorilla gorilla (western lowland gorilla) is the source of this 9482-nucleotide messenger RNA. RefSeq names its product zinc finger protein 805 (gene ZNF805). Gene Ontology annotation, molecular function: DNA-binding transcription repressor activity, RNA polymerase II-specific; RNA polymerase II cis-regulatory region sequence-specific DNA binding. Gene Ontology annotation, biological process: negative regulation of transcription by RNA polymerase II; regulation of cytokine production; regulation of immune system process. Bases 290 to 2173 code for a protein of 627 amino acids. The record is from RefSeq and is a predicted model, not a curated record. Lineage: Eukaryota; Metazoa; Chordata; Mammalia; Primates; Hominidae. Gene Ontology annotation, cellular component: nucleoplasm. The transcript is spliced from 4 exons.